GGUAUGACGAAUUUGACGGCAUGAUAUAACCUUAGUCUCUGUAGACUGCAUGGCCGCUUCACAUGUUACAGCUACAUGCCAACAUAUUCUUGUCGGCCACAUAAAGCUUCAUGGCUGCCCCUGUCCUGUGUCGCUUGAGGCCGAGACUGUGCCAUCUUCCUGGUUUGAGAAAGGGUUUUGCUCAUCGUGUUAUGGGCAAACUUGACAACGAGGUGUUGGAUGAGCAGGAAAGAAGGUCAGAAGAGUCGCAUCCACCAGAUGCUUCUCUCCAUGGAGGCUACAAACUUCAUUACAACCCGUCCUCAUAUCAUCCCUCAGUGGGCAAAUCUAGCCUCCCCCACAGUCAAAGUGUUAAUGGUGGCGAAGAACAGUGUCUCACCACUCUCGCACCUUCCUUCUGGCAACAGAGCAAUCGCUACAGUGUGAGCUCUUCGCGGCAUCUCUCCAGCUCCAAAAACACGUUACUGGACUUGGCGUUCAACAAAGGACCACAAGCGAAAACGGCUCCACCUCCGCAUCACAGAACACCUGUGUCGGCUGAUGUUAACGUUGAUACGCGCGCCUUCAUCAAGUGUCGACCAGACUAUUCAUCAGUCACCCUUGACCUCACCCAGCGGCCUCCUCCCUUAAAUUGGGAACAUGUUGUGCAUCUCCUCCAGAGAGUGAGUGUCCUCAAAGGCAGCAUGAAACCAUCCGAUGUGUGUCGUUUUUUUGUGGAUCUCAGCCAUGUUCAUGCGGACAGUGUGUCAUUAGUGAAAAGCGACCAACGCUUCAUCCUGCUGCUUCGAUACUCAGUAGAGAACAUUCGUCUCUUUUCUCUCACUGAGCUCCUUGAUGUGCUGCGUUCGUUUGUGUGGCUGGAAAUGCCGCAUGGCCACACAGUCCUUGGGCACUUUGAGGAUGAGCUAAGUCGCCGGGCGGGUGAGAUGAGUUUCGACCAGUUGCUGCUCACUGCAGACUUGUGGCGCUUAAUUGGAAGGAAGGUGCCCCAAUUCCUGAAGCACCUUUAUGACUUGGUGCAUUUGAACCUCGGACAAGUGGGGGUUCCUGAGUUGGUCCAUCUGCUGUACAUCAUGGGAGAAGGGAGGCAUUGCCCAAAAGUCCUGAUCCAGUCGAUAGAGCAGCUACUCAUGCACCACUUACACCAUCUACAGCCGGAGGAGGUUGGCAUAUUAUGCUUGGGCCUCUUUAAAUCCCAAACGUCCCUGUCUGAGGCCGCUGUGACUCGUCUUUUUGAUAAGGCGCACUCGCACAUUGAGGACAUGAGUGACUUUGCGAUGGUCAAUGUGCUCAAAUACCUGCGUUUCAGCUACUUGCUUCACAGGGCAUGGAUGCAGGCCAUGACGCACGAGGUGCCACGCCGGGCUAGCAGGAUGAGUGUCACUGGGCUGAUGCACGUGGCCCUGACUUGUUCAGCAUUGCAUUACCGUGACGAUCGCAUCCUUGUUGCAAUCGCAAAGGAAAUUCCAACAUUGGUGUCACAUUGUCGGAGUAAAGACUCUUGCAAGCUGCUGUGGGCCUUCGGCAACUUAGGCUUCCUCCCCGCUCAGAGCCCGAGCUUAUAUCCAAGCCUUACAGAGGCCCUCAGGCAAAGGAAGGCUGAAUUCCAACGCUACCCAGAGCAUCUGCUCACUGGGCUCCUUGGCCUGUCCUUUGUCUCGCAGUUCCCAGAGGAUCUAAUCGCAUUAGCCUUGAGUCCGGACUUUGUCAACUUAGCACUGAAGUCGACGCAGUUGGAGCUGAAAAAAGACUUGUUCACCUUAGAUGGAACCGUGGCCCUGGAGCUGCCGCACUGGACUGGUCCUCGACUGAGCUCCAAACUGAGGAAAGAGGUGACAGAAAUGUUGUGGAAGUUUAUCCAAUCGGAAAUAUGCGAGAAACCGGAGGUGAAGGGGGCGGAGACUGCAUUGCAGGAUUUGCUGGGAGGAGAUGAGUUUGUCUGUAAGCGAACGAUUCUCCCCCACAUGCGAUCCAUCGACCUUGAAGUGCACCUCGACCAAACUGGUCGGCCCAUACCCGUCAACACAGAAUGGCAGACGGCCACAAUAUCUCCUCAGAACAACACUUCUGAAAGCGCUCUAAACCAUUCUUGGGGAAGAAUAAAUGUAGGAGUAAGCGUGACAGAUGAACUUAUAGCACAGCUUACAAAUACUAAAAACUCCCCAGCUCCAACAGUCCCACCUUCUAAAGUUAAAACUCCGUCCGUAGUGGAGCCCGAUGAAAGUGAAGCAUUGUUCAUUACAGGGCUAAACCUGACGACCACCAUCACAGAAAUGCUCGCCAAACAAAGCAUCAAAAAAUCAUCCCAACAGGACUCCAUCGUUAAACUUGCCAUCCAGGUGCCCAGCAGGAACCACUACUGCUACCACUCACAGCAGCUACUGGGCCUCCAGGCCAUGAAGAGGAGGCAGCUGAAGUUGGCAGGGUAUAAGGUUGUAGAGCUUUGUAAUCACGAGUGGGUUCCUUUGUUGAGGAAAAGUAGGACUGACAAGAUGGCCUACCUUCACUGCAAGGUCUACAACAGCCUUGAUAGUUGACCUAGGACAGAUGGGGGACUCAAAAUAAUUGGUUUUGCUACCUUGAUUGUUAAAGUUUAGUUUGAGUAUGUGCUAAGCACUGCAAAAAUGUAUUCUAUUGACUUUUUUUUGUCAGUAUACAUGUAAUGAUGCUGGGAAAAUGACCACCUUGUGAAAUGACAAAACUAUAUGUAAAAUUAAAUAUAUGAUGAUGUCUGAUUUGUUUUUCGUUUUA
Molecule: messenger RNA, 2751 nt
Organism: Dunckerocampus dactyliophorus (ringed pipefish)
Lineage: Eukaryota; Metazoa; Chordata; Actinopteri; Syngnathiformes; Syngnathidae
Gene: fastkd5
Product: FAST kinase domain-containing protein 5, mitochondrial
Exons: 2
Coding region: 111-2537 (808 amino acids)
Biological process (GO): mitochondrial RNA processing; regulation of mitochondrial mRNA stability
Cellular component (GO): mitochondrial matrix; ribonucleoprotein granule
Molecular function (GO): RNA binding
Source: RefSeq, a predicted model, not a curated record